CGCGUUCUUUGUCGCUGCUGUACUUGUAGCUGCUUGCAGUCCGCUUCAAUAACAACACCCGCCGCUCUAGCAGCAUGGUUUACAUCUAAGGUCAGCCGAUUUCCCUCUGUUUCUCUCUGGAUUGUCUCGAAAUUUCUUCUGACAACGUAACGAAUAAGAAACACCAUGGAGGAAGAGGAGCACUUUGUGAACAUAGACCUGAAUGAUGACAACAUCUGCAGCAUCUGUAAACUAGACACGGACACAGGAACGCUUUCCUUUUGCCAUGUGUGCUUUGAACUGAGCAUAGAGGGUGUAUCCAGUGCCACCCUGCUGCACUCCAAAUCUCUACGUGGGCAUAGAGACUGCUUUGAAAAGUACCAUCUCAUCGCCAACCAGAAGCUCUCCCGCGCAGCCUCCCACAGCACAUAUGAGGGCGUGAAGCGGGCUCUGAGCCAGCGAAUCAACCGCAUUGUUCAGUACGCCCAGAACAGAGACUCCGUAACUGCUGAGACACCUGGGCGCUGGGGGGCCAAACAGAUUCUGUGUCACACUCAGCAGGGCGGCAGGAAGCUCGUGCCCCAGUCCGAUGCCCAAGUUCCCCGUUACGCCCCACGAUGGGCAGAGGAGGUGUCGAUGGCGGAGUCAGAGUAUGGGAAAACCAUGCUGGACUGCCAUUCUGCAGAGAAGCUUGGUCUCAGCCUGCUGCAGGGCUCACGCCAGGGACUGUGGGCUGGAGAGAGACACCACCCACAAGAACAGCAGAACCGAGAGCAAAGGAGACACACGGGACACAGGCGAGAAGAGCGUGAGUAUUCAUGAUAUACAUUAGCAUUCAAAAGUAUG
Cyprinus carpio (common carp) is the source of this 825-nucleotide messenger RNA. Its product is annotated as protein EURL homolog. Lineage: Eukaryota; Metazoa; Chordata; Actinopteri; Cypriniformes; Cyprinidae. The transcript has 3 exons. The coding region runs from base 166 to 801 and encodes 211 amino acids. The record is from RefSeq and is a predicted model, not a curated record.